Suillus discolor is the source of this 2775-nucleotide messenger RNA. RefSeq lists its product as uncharacterized. The record is from RefSeq and is a predicted model, not a curated record. The coding region runs from base 1 to 2775 and encodes 924 amino acids. The transcript has 6 exons. Lineage: Eukaryota; Fungi; Basidiomycota; Agaricomycetes; Boletales; Suillaceae.
AUGGGCUCGGAACUUGAGGGGUGCACUGCAACAGGUCUGGAAAUACGCAAUUGUCACAGUGGUCCGACAUCUACAAAAUGCCCGAAUUGCGGACUCGAAUUUGCAUCAAAUCUUGCUGUUGUAGAUCAUCUCAAUGAUCAGACACAUUCUUGUUGGAACAGAGAGUCCACUUACCGCUUGCCAAUCCCUCCAGCUUUCCAACGGGGAGACAACAACCGAGAAGAAGUCACUGGCCAGUACCAUCCAAAGUCAGGCUACAUUUUUGGACGGGGACGAAAUAUCUUGCAGGAAAUGGAGGAUCACGACUUAGAUCAAAAGCGCCGCAGAGCAAUAAAUCCAUCAUACCCUUUUGUUGAUCAGGCUGAAUGGCAGCUAGCAGAGUUCCUCGUUCAACGGCUGACACAAACCGAUAUUAACAAAUUUCUGAAACUAGACUGGUUCAAAAAUAGACCCAGGCCAUCCUUCAAGAGCGCAGAUCAACUAUUUGGCUGGAUUGAUGCGCUACCAAGCGGCCCAGAGUGGCAAUCAACGACACUCGAGUUUACCAACUACACAACUGCAAGGCCAAUCGAGCUAAUCUGGCGUGACGGUCUCGAAGUCGUCAAAGAUCUCUUUGCAAACCCGAUCUUUUCCAAUCAUAUGAUGUAUGAUCCUCACAUUGUUACCACUGGCUCAGAACGCGAAUAUGGCGAGUUUUUUACAGCUAACAUGGCUUUCGAUAUUCAGAACAACCUUCCAGAAGGUGCCACUAUGGUACCAAUCAUCCUCGCAUCCGACAAGACGCCCAUAACCAGGAUGUCGGGAGGAUUAGAAAUGCACCCGGUGUUCCUUACGAUUGCCAAUAUUCAAUCUGAAGUUCGUAUGAAGGCCACCGCUCAUGCAUGGCGCUGUGUUGCAUUUAUCCCGAUUCCGAAGUUUGAUGUUCACGCGGAUUUCCAAACACUCCUCCAUGCUCGCCUGUUCCACAAGUGCAUGGACAUGAUAUUUGCCAAAUGCAAGGUGGCUGCGAGGGUCGGUGAAUACAUGUCGGACUCCAUGGGUUAUAUCCGGCAUUGCUUCACUCCGCUCGUCGCAUAUACAGCUGAUCUCCCUGAGGCACAGCUCAUCGCUUGUGUCUCAAAAAAUGCGUCACCACUUACGAUGGCAACCCAAAGCGACUUUGGUAGUGCUCAACUUUUCCCCCGUCGAACAGGCGACCAUACGCUCAAGCUCAUCUACGACCUAUGCAAACGUGUUGAUCCAUGGAAUGUACCACUCUUCCAACGCGAAGCUAAAGCAUUGCUGCUUAGCGGCGUUCAUCAGCCAUAUUGGAGAGAUUGGCCGCAUGCAGAUCCAAGUCAUUUUUUGCCCGGCGAACUGCUUCACACCUGUCACAAAUAUUUUGGUGACCAUCCUUUAAAGUGGUGCAAGGAAGUUGUCGGGGAGGAUGAACUUGAUGCUCGCUACAAGGCUCAUCAUAAACGAGUCGGAACACGUCAUUUUGGGUCUGGUGUCUCCCACAUCAACCAGAUGACGUGCCGGGAGCAUUGUGACAUUGAACGGACCAUUGUCGCCACAGUCGCUGGUGCAGCAAACACAACCCCUGAUUUCGUCCAUGCCAUUCGUUUCCUCACCGAAUUCAUUUACCAGGCACAGAGCCCCGUGCACACUGACUCGUCCAUUGAUGCUAUGGUGCACUCCCUCCACAUGUUUCAUACGCUGAAGCAAGCGAUACUCGAUGCCGGUGCUCGGAGAGGGAAGAGUGGAAUGAUCGAUAACUUCCUCAUCCCCAAAAUGGAGUUGUUUCACAGCUUUGCGGGGUCCAUCAGAGAUCUCGGAGGUUUGAUACAGUACUCAGCGGAUGUUAGUGAGCGACUCCUGAUCACACACUGCAAAUUUCCAUUCGAAAGGACUAGUCGGCAAGCCAGGAAUUUUACCUUACAGGUCGUCCAAAUUCUCAAUCGUGACGAAACCAUGCGACGCUUCAAUCUUUAUACCCUUUUGCAUUCGCAUGGUACACCGCUCGUGAAUGCCAUCGCAAUCGAAGACAAUAUCGUCACGGAGACAGAUCCUACUUUGGCCUGGAUAGCGCGUGUGCUUCCCGGCGAGCAGAAUCGCUUCCAUGGCCCGCGACCUUCACUUUCUAUCACUGAUCUGCAAUCUAUCUACUCUCUCCCAAAUUUCGGCGCAGUGCUCAUGGAAUAUAUCAAUGACUCGUCCCAAAACACCCCAACAACAGCCUGGACGUGUGCGCGAGAUUCAGUCAGGACAUGGAACAAGUUUCGUUUACAGCUACACUCUACCUUCCAGUCGCGAGUUGUGAUGCCGAGUCAAAUCGUCCAAGCGUUUCCACCAUCAGAGACCUUCCCUAUGGGCAAUUGUGAUGCAGUUCUCGUGCAAUUGCCUGGCAAUGAUGAUACAUACAUUGCGCAAGUGCGUUGUGUUUUUCAAGCUAUUGCCAGGAAAGGUCAAACCCUGCCCCACUAUCUUAAAGACUCGCCCCUUCUAUACGUUCAGUACUUUCAGAUCACAGCAACACCUACUGAGGAUGCAAGCGCUGGCAUGUACCGAGUGAAACGCAUCUACCAUCAGGAUGGAACAGGUCGGAUCUUCCGACCUGGCAGCAUCAUUCCGCUGACAGCCGUUACCUGUGCUGUUGAGCUGAUCCCUAUGUAUGGUUCGAAGAUGGAUCGCAUGAUAAAUGCUACGAACGCAAUGGAGAUCUGUGAUGAAUACUACUUGAAUACAUUUUCGGACAAGGAAGUUUUCAAUACAAUGCACAGUGGUUUGAUGUAG